Molecule: messenger RNA, 648 nt
Organism: Bathycoccus prasinos
Lineage: Eukaryota; Viridiplantae; Chlorophyta; Mamiellophyceae; Mamiellales; Bathycoccaceae
Exons: 1
Coding region: 1-648 (215 amino acids)
Source: RefSeq, a predicted model, not a curated record
AUGACGACAUCGAUGGCAUCAUCAUCCUCCGCUUUACUGUCCUGUUCUUCCAACGUGGUUUCCUCGAGAAGAAAAAAUUUGACGACGACGACAAGCAGGCACUCGAGAAGAGGAAGACAAAAUGUAUCCGUGCGAGCGGAAAUCAUCGAAACUUCCCCGGGGUUGCAAGAAUUGUGCAAGUGCGAGAUUCCUCCGCACAUUGGACGCGUGGAUUUCGUGAAGCAAAUGUACCGAUGGGCGGACAUGACGUACACCGACGGCGGUUUGGCGACGUUCGGGAAGCGAAUGGAAAUUUCGGCGAUAAAUGAAAACCAAGCGGGAGAAACGAACGGGUAUUUGAUAAGCGUGUUCGACUUUAAAGACGGUGAAGAGCAAGUGGUGGCGGAAUUAAUCUGUCAGAUGGACCAAACGUUGAUCCAAACGUACGAUACGAUUUUACCGCCGUCGAAACCAGGAGAUAUCGAAGGGAUUAAAAAGAUGAACCGCAGCGGUAAGGACGAGUUCAUCGAGGGCGAGUUUUUCGUGAUUUCGAGAAAGCUUCCGACCGAUGAAACUGUCGGAUCUGUUUUGAAGGUGAUGAUUAAGAGGAUGAUGUCCGCUAUUAACGCGUAUUACGCGUUUGGAAGUCCGUUUUCUGAGGAGUUUUAA